GUUAUUCUUAAAAUUCCCAUGAGAGGGCAACCUUGAAAAUCUCUCAACAAUUGAGGUUAUGUUGCGUUAAUGUUUAUUUGAGAAACAAAUAUCAACUCAGAAUAAUAAUAAUGAUUUUUAACUUUCGCCUUUAAGUAACUUAAAUUACAUAUAUCAUUCAUCAAAUUUAAAAAUUAAAUCGAUAAUUAUCAUAUGGAGUUUUACGAUUUAUCAGUAUCUUUUAUUUUGAAUGAUUCACAGGAAUAAUUACAAAUAAGAGGUAUUUCAAACGAAAUUUAUAAUAUGGAUAAGAAAAAUACAUUAAUUCAAAAAGAACAAUUUAAUACUCUGAAAUCAAAAAUUACCAUCAAAUUAAUUGGGGAUGCUAAUGAUUUAUCAGAACUAGUAAGUGAUAUAAAUUCAGAAUAUCACCUUAAUGCCGAAUUCAAUAAACAAGCACCGGUAAAAACAAAAAGUGAAUUGAAUUUUGAACCAUCGAAAAAAAAAUUAAAAAUGAAAGAAGAAAUUUUAGCACAACGUGUAGUUUUAGUUGUGCCAAAAAAUUCAUCUUUGAAUUAUCCAAGUCCUAAACAUGAAAAUAAAUUGACUUCUAUUGAAAAUCAAAAAAGAAAUUUUGAAACCAGUUUGCAACUUCAAGAUCCAAAAAUAAAAAAUUAUCAGCAAAAUAAUAAUUCAUGUACCCAAAAUACAGUUGAAGAUGACAGUAAAAAAAAUCUAUCCAUGAAUGGUGAUAAAGACACAAAUUCAGACAGAAAAAAAUUGCUAGAUUUAACUGUAAAUUUUAGAGAAGGAAUGAAAAAGUAUAAAAAUGAGCAUAAAAAACUUAAUCAUAAUAUUGACAAUGUAAAUUUGAAACAGGUGACUGACUCUCAACCCUUAUCCAAGCAACUGAAUGAAGAAACAAAUCGAAGUUUUGAAUCUGUCUGUGACAUAAAUAAAGUACAAACAAUCGAAAAGCCUUUCCAAUCAGAGGAUUCUUUAACAAAACCUUUAAAGAGAAAAUUUAGUGUAGCACAAAAUAUUAUACAUUCCAACAUAUCAACACAAAAGUUGAAAAAUACCUUGCAACCAGUACCAAAAAGAAAUCCAACUCAAGAUACGUUCAUUUUGAAUCGUUUAACUCCAUUGAAAAUAUUACAUUCACCAAUCGUGUUAAGAAAGAGUCAUCCAACAAACUAUUUUAAACAAAAUAAACUUUCAAAGGAAGAAAAAAAAGCUACUACGAAUACUGAUUCUGUACAUGCUAAAACUAUGGAAGAUAACACAUCAUCCUCUUCAUUAUUUAACAGUCACAUAGAAACAACGGAUUCUUCUACAGAAAGCAAACUCGCUAAUAUUGCGACCGAGAAUCAAUCAUCUAAAGAUAUAAAAACGAAUAAUUCCCUGCUUCAUAAAACGAAUUUCGAUUCAAGUCUUAAUCCACUUGAAACAAGCAAAACAACUACAGAGUUAUCUUUACCAGAAAAAAACAGUAUUACUACUAAAGAUCAAAAACAACCACCGAAGAACACGAAAGUCGAUAUUUCAUUGCAUACGUAUUCUCUAAAUUCAAAGUUAUCAGAGUCAAAUGCAGAAGUGGAAUCUAAAAUCCAACAAACAAUUGUUCCUUCGGAAGCCAUAAAUAGUAAAACAAUUCAACCUAUACUUGAUAAAAAGGAGGAAAGUUUAUCGCAGAAGUUGAACAAUCAUGAGUGCACAAAUAACUUGAAAACCCCUGAAAAUAAAAAAUAUUGUGUAUCAAUAAGCCCGAACAAAAUACUUCAUGAAACUUGCAACAAAAAACAGCUUAUCAAAUCGCCGCAGGUUAAGGUAAAUGGUCUCAUGAUUCGAGCACCAGAUCGGAAUUUAUUAAAUAAUCCAGCAUUGAAAGAAAAAAUUCAAGAAUUUCGACUAUCCAAUAAACCUUUCGAAAAAGUGUCUUCUAUACUCAUUAAAAAUACACAACAUGAAUCGAAAGAACAGAAAAAUAACUCUGUAACAUUACCAGAAGUAUCAGAAAGUUUGGUAUCUACAACAACAGUAGAAUCUGGCCAGUCUGAUAAAAACAUAAAAGAUUGUCAAUGUGAACAACUUCGUCAAGAAGUCAAUGAGCAAUGGAAAAUAAUAACAAGUUUAAGAUCACGUAUAAAUAAAUCACUAAAUACGAGUCAAAAGGAAUGCGACUCGUUUAUUGAAGAAAAAAGUCAAACAAUAAAUGAUGAACAUAUAUUGGAAAUGUUAGUAAAAGAAUUAGAAGAAACAAAUAGAAAAAUAACGGAAAAUUUAAGAAGGGAACAAAUACGUAACAAGAAAUUAAAAUUAACUUUAAAACAUAAAAAUAUCCGUAUAAAGCAACUUGAAAGUAAACUAAAAACAGUGUCAAAAAUUUUUGAGGAAACCGAAAAAAGUGUAGUUUGUUUAAGAAAUCUAAUGCAAUCAUCAAAUGGAAUAACACAUUCAAUUUUAUCACAAAACAAUAUUUAUAAAAGAUAGAUUUAAAGAUAUAUAGUGUAUAUGAUUUAAAAUGAAAUUAUUAUAAAUAAUUCUUUCAAAAGUUAAUUCAGUUUAU
Chelonus insularis is the source of this 2548-nucleotide messenger RNA. Its product is annotated as putative mediator of RNA polymerase II transcription subunit 26. The coding region runs from base 283 to 2472 and encodes 729 amino acids. The transcript has 2 exons. Lineage: Eukaryota; Metazoa; Arthropoda; Insecta; Hymenoptera; Braconidae. The record is from RefSeq and is a predicted model, not a curated record.